CGACGCCGCCCGGACGCCAUCGACCGGGACCUCUCAGCUGUCACAGCAAGGUCACCGCCGGCGCCUCCUCCAAGAUCUCCUCUAAUUCUGCCCUUUGAAGAAGGCUUGAUCAAUUGCGAUGUCGUUGACCCGGACCUCAUCCUCAAGCUCGAGUGGAACCACUUCUCCGCCUAGACAGCAUACCUUAGUUUCUGGUGAAGGACAUAUCUUAAACAGGGACGUCUUUGCUGGGUUGGAGACUUGGGAGGAUCCCACUCCUAGACCAUCAACUUUUACUCUCAAGGAGCUGGAUGAUGCCUGGGUUGCUAAUGCAAGGCGCCAACUGAUCCUCAGGCCUAAGUCACCGUCCCGCGAGGAGCGGAUAAGACGCAGACAAGACCAUGAUCGAAAGAGCUUGAUGAUAGCACUAGAAGUCUAUGCAAAGAAAAAUGAUAUGCAGCCCGAGCUGGAAUUGAUUGAAGUAAAAGAGAGGACCUUAAUCGAUGAGGAGGGAAAAGGAUACGUGCAUUUCAACUUUUUAGUGAAAAGACUAGAUGGCACAUCUGGUUUAUUCUUUGCGGAGGUGCAUCCCGAUUGUAGAGAGGAAGAGGAUGUUUAUCUUUGCAUCCCUUUGGAUGAGAAUGACUGCGGUCAUUGUUUUGGGUGCAAGGACCGUGCAAAAGACCUCAAGCACCCGACUAGUGGUGGCUAUUUGGGUGGGCACAAGGAUCUCGGUUUUCCAUUCAUGGUAUUUGAGAGUGAUGAAGAUAGUGAAGGCGAGAUUUGAUCUGUCUUUGUCCGCAUUAGUUUCUUUUUGCCAUCAGCAUUAGUCUGAUUGUGAUGCACUAAUGAUUGUGGAUGACAGUGCUAGUUACUAGUUGUUAGGAAGAACAUUCUUCAUCAAAUUAAGAUGCAUAAAUUCUUAGAAGGUUUGAUCUGUUUGAACAUUCUAUUUGUGUGGGCCAAGGAUCUCGGUUCUCUGAAGGUUUAUGGCAAGCUCAGCAGCGAGCAUGCCUGUGAGGUGUCAGCAAUGAAUAUUUGGUAAAAUGUAAAAACUUGUUGCUGGAAGGAUGGGUACUUAUCCUCUUAGAGACAACAGUUUGGUUCUUCCAAAACUACCUGAAUUUAAGCUUUUGUGCUGACUGCUGAGUGAUCAAUUGUUUAAA
Lolium rigidum is the source of this 1145-nucleotide messenger RNA. RefSeq lists its product as uncharacterized. NCBI's taxonomy places the organism in Eukaryota, Viridiplantae, Streptophyta, Magnoliopsida, Poales, Poaceae. The transcript is spliced from 5 exons. The record is from RefSeq and is a predicted model, not a curated record. The coding region runs from base 119 to 766 and encodes 215 amino acids.